AUGUCAAAUAACGAAAUAAUUCAAGAUAUAGAGUCUUCUAUAAUACCAUCGCCAGUUUCUCAACAAACUCCACUUUUAGCAGAAAAAAAUAAUGCUACCCGUAAAGCAAUUACUAUAAUCUUAAUUGUAGUUUUAGUAAAUAUUAUUACUUGGAUUAUUGCUGUACUUGCAUUUAUACGGCUUCCUUCACUCCUUGGAUCCGCUGCUAUAGCAUAUACUCUAGGACUUAGACAUGCUGUAGAUGCUGAUCACUUGGCUGCCAUUGAUAAUGUAACUCGUAGACUUUUAUAUAGCGGUAAUAAAUCUGUAUCUGUCGGCCUUUUCUUUUCUCUAGGUCACUCUACUGUUGUAAUACUUUCUUCUCUCGCCAUCGCUUUAACCGCUACUGCUAUAAAAGAAAAUUUUGAUGAUAUUCAAUUAAUAGGUGGAAUAAUAGGAAAUUGUGUAUCUGCUGCUUUUUUAAUUAUUAUUGGAAUAAUUAAUAUUUUCGGUUUAAUUUCAAUUUAUCGUUCUCUAAGAAAUUUGAGAAAUACUGGUUCUUUUAAUCUUAAUAAUUUGGAUUUUAAUCUUAAUUCUUCUGGAUGUAUGGGAAAAAUUUUCUCUCCUAUGUUUAAAUUCGUUGAUUCAAGUUGGAAAAUGUUUCCUAUUGGUUUUCUUUUCGGUUUCGCUUUUGAUACUUCUACUGAAGUUGCUCUUUUAGCUGUUGCAGCUUAUCGUGCUAAUCAAGGUCUUUCUAUUUGGUAUACCAUGAUUUUUCCUUUACUUUUUACUUCUGGAAUGGCUUUAAUUGAUACUCUUGAUGGUAUAUUAAUAUUGGAAACUUAUUCUUGGGCUUUUAUAAAUCCUGUUAAAAAAAUUUAUUAUAAUUUUGCAAUUACUUUACUUUCUGUUAUUAUAGCAUUAGUUUUAGGUGUCAUAGAAUUUCUUAAUGUUUUAGGUGAUAAUUUAAACCUUGAUGGUCCUUUUUGGGAUUUUCUUUCUUAUCUUAAUGAUCAUUUUUUUACAAUUGGUUGUAUAAUAAUUGCUUUAUUUAUUAUUACUUGGUGUAUAGCGAAACUUAUUCAUAAAUUUGGUGGUUAUGAAGAUCUAGAACAAUUGUUUAUUCAACAACAAGUUGGUAAUAAUAAUGAAAAAAGUGUGUCAAGUACUGAUGAAAGUCUUACCGUAGUAGCUGGAGGAAGUGAACCUGAUACAAUGCAGGAGGUGAAAAUAAUAAGUAAUAAGGAAAUUCAUGAAAAUUACGAUACAUAA
This is a messenger RNA of Dentiscutata erythropus, 1251 nucleotides long. The record is from the annotation of a GenBank genome assembly. NCBI's taxonomy places the organism in Eukaryota, Fungi, Glomeromycota, Glomeromycetes, Diversisporales, Gigasporaceae.